Messenger RNA from Quercus robur (English oak), 1680 nucleotides. RefSeq lists its product as uncharacterized. The record is from RefSeq and is a predicted model, not a curated record. Gene Ontology annotation, molecular function: transmembrane transporter activity. The transcript is spliced from 2 exons. Bases 1 to 1680 code for a protein of 559 amino acids. NCBI's taxonomy places the organism in Eukaryota, Viridiplantae, Streptophyta, Magnoliopsida, Fagales, Fagaceae. Gene Ontology annotation, cellular component: membrane. Gene Ontology annotation, biological process: transmembrane transport.
AUGACGAAGAUGAACAGUCUCACCCUCCAAAUUCUCAAGGGGCGGAGAUUGAUGAUGUUCGGGUCUCUUUUGAUUAUGAACUCGGCUGGUUUGAGCUACAUCUUCGGCCUUUACUCGGGCGAAAUCAAGUCCUCGCUUGGCUAUGACCAAUCCACCCUCAAUUUGAUCGGCUUCUACAAGGACUUAGGUGCCAAUAUCGGUAUCGUCUCUGGCCUAAUCAAUGAGGUCACACCCCCAUGGGUUGUCUUAGCAAUUGGUGCUGUUUUCAACUUUUUUGGAUACUUCAUGAUAUGGCUUGGCGUGACUGAAAGAAUAGCCAAGCCCUUGGUUUGGCAUAUGUGCUUAUACAUAUGCAUCGGUGCAAAUUCACAACCUUUUAUCAACACUGGAGCCCUUGUCACUUCCAUAAAGAAUUACCCUGAAAGUCGUGGAAUUCUUAUAGGUGUUUUGAAGGGUUACACGGGUCUAAGUGGGGCUGUAGUUACACAGGUGUACCAUGCUCUCUAUGGUGAAGACCCAAAGUCUUUGAUUUUGUUAGUAGGGGUUAUUCCAGCAGUUGUAUGUGUGAUUUUUCUUCCAACCAUGCGGAUCAUGAACGCUCCUCGGCAACCAAACGAGCUCACACUUCUCUAUCAUUUCCUUUAUAUUUCGCUUGGUCUCGCUGGGUUCUUGAUGAUUAUAAUCAUAAAAGAAAAAAUGACCACCUUUUCACAAAGUCAAUACGGAGGGAGUGCAGUCGUGGUACUUUUCUUGCUGUUUCUACCUAUUGCAUUUGUCAUUAGGGACGAGUAUAAGGCUUGGAAGAGCAAGAGAGAAGCCAUAAAGAACGACCAUUCAGUAAUUAUUUCUAAUGAGAUUCAACAAUUUUCAGUCACAAAACCAAGUGAUGGUGCUGAUAAAAGCGUCAGACUUUCUUGUUGGCAAACAGCUUUUCAGACACCAGAGAGAGGGGAGGACUAUACGAUAUUACAAGCAAUUUUUAGCAUUGACAUGUGGCUGAUUUUAUUGGCUUCAAUGUGUGGCCUAGGGGGAACUUUAACGGUAAUAGACAAUUUGGGUCAGAUUGGAGCUUCCUUACGAUAUCCAAAGAAAAGCAUAAGCACUUUUGUGUCACUUGUGAGCAUUUGGAACUACCUCGGACGUGUGGUCUCAGGUCUUGUCUCAGAAAUUUUAAUUAAAAGGUACAGAACCCCACGCACUCUCAUACUCACUUUGACUCUCCUACUGGCCUGUGUUGGUCACCUCCUAAUCGCGUUUGAUUUACCCAAUGGUAUCUAUUUUGCAUCGGUGAUUAUUGGGUUUUGUUUUGGUGCACAAUGGCCAUUGCUCUUUGCUAUGAUUUCUGAACUUUUUGGCCUGAAGUACUACUCUACACUAUUCAAUUUUGCGGCUAUAGCUAGUCCAAUUGGGUCUUAUCUAUUCAACGUGCGGGUCGCUGGGUAUUUAUAUGACAAGGAAGCUAAGACGCAAAUGGCAGCCUUGGGGCUUGUAAGGAAGGCGGGGGAGGACUUGAAGUGUACUGGGGUUGAGUGCUUCAAAUUGUCUUUCAUUAUCAUUGCUGCCAUGACCUUUUUAGGCACAAUUGCUUCGUUCAUUUUGACGCUAAGGACUAAGAAGUUUUAUAAGACUGACAUUUAUAAGAAGUUCCGCGAGCCACAGGUGGAGGAAGAAGUUAAGUAA